UCCAAGUAAACCACGAGGGUGAUAUUUUUUACUCCACAUUGCUCCACAUUGUAGUUGUUUUUAAAUAACAAUAAUUAUUAAAUUAGUGAAAAUAAAAUAUAGUUUUAUAUUUAAUAAUAACAAUAAAAGAUAUAUUUAAAAAAAUAAUAAAAAAUGAAACGUGAAUUAAGUAAAGACGCAAAGCAAGAGAAUGGAAAUAAUAAAAAAUUCAAAAAAUCAAUUGAUAAUAAUAAAUCAACAACAGAUAAAAAGCCAAAAUUUGAAAAAAAAAAUGUUGGUAAAUUUAAUAAUAACAAUAAAAAAAAACCACAAAAUGGUAUGAAUGGACCAGCAACAACAGUAGCUGGUGAAAAACCAGAUUGGCAAAAAUUUAAAAAAGAAAAAAAAGAUUUAAAAGAAAAACGUAGAGUACAAAAGUUAGAAAAUGUUUAUGACAUUGCUGUGAAAGCUAAAAAAAUUGAAGAAAAAUUGCGACGUUCUGAUUGCAUUGGUGAUAAAAAAAUUGAAUUAACAAAUGAAUUAUAUAAAUUAUUAGAUGGUAAAUUUGAAAAAUUAAUAUUUACCCAUGAUUUAUCAAGAACAAUUCAGUGGUUAAUAAAAUUUUCAACAGAUGAAAAAAGACAAUCAAUAUUUAAUGAAGUUAAAGCAAAAACAGCUGAAUUAUUUCAUUCAAAAUAUGCUAAAAAUUGUUUAAAAAAAUUCUUAAAAUACGGCAAUGAUAAUAUGAGACAAGAAAUAUUAUUAGGUUGCAGUGGUCAUGUUGUUGAAUUAGUUAGUAAUGUAGUAUCAGGACCACUUAUUGAUACAGCCUACAGAACAUGGGCAAAUGAUGAAACAAAAAAUAUAGUAAAACAAGAAUUUUAUGGUGGUAUGUAUAAAAAUUCAAAAGAUAAAAAUAUUAAAACACUUGUUGAUGUUUAUGCUAAAUCAACUGACAUGAAAACAGCAACUUUAUCAGCAGUUAAAAUGAAUUUAAUUCGUGUUAUGAAUAAAAAUGCAAUUGGUAAUUCAAUAGUACAUACAAUAUUAUCAGAAUUUUUAUCACAAUGUAAUGAUGAAGAUCGUGCUGAAUUAAUUGUCAUGCUUAGAGAUUCAAUAUAUGAAUUAUCAACAACAAAAGAUGGUGCAGAAGUUGCUCUUAAUUGUAUUUGGCAUGGUACAACAAAAGAUAGAAAAUUAUCAUUAAAAUCAAUGAAAGAACAUGUUAAAGAUAUUGCAAUAUCAGAAUAUGGACAUAUUAUAUUAAUGGCAUGUUUUGAUUCAAUUGAUGAUACAACAUUAAUGAAAAAAAUUUUAUUUCCUGAAUUAAUUAAUAAUUUAAAUGACAUUGUUAAUGAUGAACAUGGUAAAAAAGUUUUAUUAUAUUUAGUUGCAAGAAGAGACAGUCAUAAUUUUCAUCCAUCAUUUAUUCAACAAUUAGAAAAAGGUGAUUCUAAUACAACAAGUAAAAAACCAGCUGAUAUUAGAGAAAAAGAAUUACUUGAAGCUGUUGGUAAUCAAUUGUUAGAUGCCAUAUCAAAUGAAGCAAUAUUUUGGCUUGGUAGUAGUUCAAUUGCCAUGGUUACACUUGCUAUUUUAAAAUCAUGCAAUGGUGAUAGUCUUGAUAAAGCAUUUAAAUCAAUUGCUGAUGUUUUAACAAAUCCAGAUAUUACAUUGGAGGAUAAUAAAACUAAAUAUACCAUUGUUGAACAUCCUGGUUUACAUAUGAUGUUUAAAAAACUCAUACAAUCUGAUAAAAAUUUAUUGGAAAAUAAUAAAAAUACAUUUGGUCAACAAAUUAUUGAUAAACUUGAUGAUGAAGAAAUUAAAAGAUGGCUGUCAUUUAAUAGAGGAUGCUUUUUACUUGUUUUAUUAAUUGAAAAUGAAGAUGAAAAUAUUAAAAAUCAACUUAUUAAUAAAUUAAAAAAACAUGCUAAAAUUUUGAAAAAUCAAAAAGGUUCUGGUGCAUCAAUAUUACUUAAAAAAAUUCAAUAAAUAUUCAUUUUUUUUUUGUUUAAUUCAUUCAAUUAAUUUUUAAUAAUAAUAAUAAUAAAUUCAAUACAGUCUUUUUUAUAAAACUUCAUUAUAUUGAGGAGAAAAAAAAAUUGUAUUAUUAAAUAAAAAAAAAAAAGAAAAAAAAAACCAAAAUUGAAAAAAAA
This is a messenger RNA of Aphidius gifuensis, 2138 nucleotides long. RefSeq names its product pumilio homolog 3 (gene peng). The record is from RefSeq and is a predicted model, not a curated record. Gene Ontology annotation, biological process: regulation of translation. Lineage: Eukaryota; Metazoa; Arthropoda; Insecta; Hymenoptera; Braconidae. The coding region runs from base 154 to 1974 and encodes 606 amino acids. Gene Ontology annotation, cellular component: nucleolus. Gene Ontology annotation, molecular function: mRNA binding. The transcript is spliced from 2 exons.